This is a messenger RNA of Vicia faba (fava bean), 681 nucleotides long. The record is from the annotation of a GenBank genome assembly. Lineage: Eukaryota; Viridiplantae; Streptophyta; Magnoliopsida; Fabales; Fabaceae.
AUGGAGAAUAUCAAGCAAGAGGUUUCUGAACUCCGCAGAGAGGUGACUAUUUUGAAAGCUAGUAUGGAUCACUUAACUGGUUUGGUUGAAAUUCUGGUUGCCGCCCAAGUCAAUCCUUCUAGGAGGGGGGAAGCAAGGAUAAAAGUCUUCACGGAAACUCUAAAAUCAUUCUCUCAUGAAAAGGUGAUGGUUAAUGCACCUGAUGACUUUCCUGACAAGGUGAAUGUGGGAGUGCGUCUAGAAGAUGUCGGAAAGGGAUGUUUAUAUGAAGACGGUAGCGCAGCUAAUGGUGUGAAGAAGUUUGAUAAUGACUUUUCCAAGAAGAGAACCAGAGGAAGAAAUAUUCAUCAUCACGUUCAUCAAAAGAAUCGGCAAGUUCCUAAUCAGAGAAAAACCCAGUUUGAUUCAAUUCCAAUCACCUAUACAGAGUUAUUCCCUAUCCUGAUGCAGAGGAAUUUGGUUCAGACCCGACCUCCACCGAAGGUCCCUGAGAAGAUACAUUGGAACUACAAAGCUGAUUUGGCUUGUACUUUUCAUCAAGGUGCUCCUGGCCAUGACUUGGAGGGUUGCUUUGCUUUGAAGAUUGAGGUUCAUAAGUUGGUCCGAAGUGGUAUCUUGUCAUUCAAGGACGUUGGUUUUGAAGUUCAAAUCAAACAGGCGCCGAAGAGUAAACACGAUUGA